Messenger RNA from Lymnaea stagnalis (great pond snail), 249 nucleotides. The record is from the annotation of a GenBank genome assembly. Lineage: Eukaryota; Metazoa; Mollusca; Gastropoda; Lymnaeidae.
AAAUUUUACUCCGGCAUAAACAAAACCAUGCUGGGUCUUCUCUACACCGCAGACCGAGAGUACAUUGAAAAGGUAUCAUUCGCCAUCAACAACGUCGCCAUACCGUUUGCGGCCUUCGUGACUGUCAUUGCGUCGACGAUAGUCCUCGUUGUGAAACUGCGCGGUAAAACAGAAUGGCGUACAAAGUCGGCUGCACCGGGAAUCUCCGCAUCCUUGUCCAGCCGCGACCAGAGAGUCGCCCAGAUGAUC